UGGUGUAGGUUUAACCACUGAGCUCAACAGAGGUAAGAUCAAAAGAAGAUGCAUUGCGGUAGCUUGUACCAUACUGACCAGGCACAGCUGAUAACUGCUUGUCUGAUUUAGUUUACUUUAUCUAGUUACUAUAUCUUGUCAUCUGAUGUACACACGAGAAUAGGUUGUCAAAUUGAGAAUACAAGACCUGUGCUAAAUUAAAAUCCCAGUAGAUAUCAAUCACACAGAUUGUAUUAGGUAAGCACAGCACAAGAUUCAGUUCAGAGACUUAAGGGUAUAUACAUGUCCUAAGAGACAUUUUAGUUCAAUUAAAUGCUAUUUCAGGGAGAGUGUAUUUAGCAAUAUGCAGAAUCAGAAAAAAUUGCUGCCUUUAUAAUGCACACAAGAAACAACACCUUUAUAAUGUAUGUACAUUUGCACACCCUGAUUAAAUCUGGAAGUGAUAAUUACCUACUGUCACUGGGAAGAGACAUUUAAAUGCUGAUUUUACUCAACAAAAAUGUGUGUUUGUGUUAUAAAAUCAAAGAUAACCAUUCAUUAAAUGUAAAGGCUAUCAGGUUAUGACACAUUGAAUUGAUAGGUUAUACUAACAUAUGUAAAUAUACAGUAGGAUGUUUAUUUUUGUAAUAUAUGAAUAGGAUUUUGUUUUUAAUAUUCAGUUUAAAAUAUACAGAAAUGUGACGUUCUGACUGUGUCUUUUACGGGUAAAUUAAUUAAUGUGAUGUUCAUGGAACCAGACUGAAUUUCACAGAAGAGUAACUGUACAGGUGUAUUCCCUCAAACCAUGAUCAUUAGGACUGCAGUAUAAACCUGGGCUGCCAUAUUACCUUAAGCACAUCAGCGCAAAUGAUAAGAAGGUAAAACAGUUAAAAAAAAUGACAGUACUACUUUUCAUUAAUAGUAAUGGUUAAUUAAGGGUGAACUUUGUAUCUCACAGUAAUGAGGUAGAACUAAUAGCCUGGCUCUUCAAAGCUUAAGAAGUAAACUGUCUAACCAUGCAACACAACACUGAAAUUCUUCCAAAUCAGUUAUUGUUCUACCCUUAAAACCAUUUUCACUUACAGUCUAUGGCAAGUAGCAGGUAUAGUGAUGUAUAGCUCAUCUGUGAAGUGAUGAUUUAGAAAUAAAUUGAAUUACCUGAAAUGUAUCACACUUUGUGUACUUGUUUUAGAGGGUUUCUAUUGAGAAAUAACUAAAAAGCUGCACAAUACCCAAGGAAGACUUCUGAGUUUAUCAACUGCAUUGUCUGGUGGAUGUGAGUGGUUACUGCAACUAAGUAAAAUUAAUUUGGUAAAAUUAAUGUAUAGAUUAGAUAUAACUAAUAGUCUUUAAAACAUGUUUUAAAUAUAUAAAUAAACUUAAUGUAGGUGCAGGAAUAAUUUACUAUAUUUAUAUAUAGUUUUAUAUGUUUUUUUGUUACUUGAGCAGCACCCUUUUUAUAAAUAUUGUGCCGUAUUUACUUUUAUUUAAGCAUACUGCAACAGCACCAUCCCUUAGGACAGAUACCAGAAGAUGAACGGAAUACUCUGUAACUAUUGGUAACAACAUUGCCAAAUUCAUUGGAUUAACCGUUGAUGUACAAGACCCCCUACAGGCAAAAGAGGAAGCCAGCAAACACUAGAGGAAUCCUCAGCUGACAAAAUGAUGCAGAACAUCCAGAUGAAGGUGAUGAAAACCGAAUCCAGCAGCUGAGCAUUCCCAAGGCAAGUGGAUUUUGACUGGCUUCCAAGUAAGCAGUUGUUUUUAAUUGUGUCAGUACACAGAUAAACUAUACAGCAAUACAGUGUCUCAAAUGAAAACAGGUCUUUAGGUAAUUUAAAAGAGUAUUUACAUGAAACACAAUUCAUUGAUAUAUAAACCUUAUCAUGGUUAAUAUUCAAAUUGUCCAGAUGUGUAUUGUUGAAUAUAUUUACAGCAUACCAUGUGAGUCACAUAUUGUAUCUUUACUAAUAAUGUUGUACCCUUUAAAAUCAUCUUAAGGCUGAUUUAUUAUGCAUUACAGAACACUUUAGAAAGUCUAAUGGUUCACAAUAUGAUUUACAUACAGAAUGUUUUAUAGGCCACAAUAUCCACGCUACUCUUCCAUAUCCAUUCUACUCUUCUUGCUUUCAUCAAAUGUUUUUGUUUAUACUGGCAUGUUACCUCCCCAUAAUGUACUGUUUAGUGUUUUUCUCUGUUUUAAGUAAAAUGAAUUUCACAGAAGAGUAACUGUACAGGUGUAUUCCCUCAAACCAUGAUCAUGAGGACUGCAGUAUAAACCUGGGCUGCCAUAUUACCUUAAGCACAUCAGCGCAAAUGAUAAGAAGGUGGCUUCUGUGAAACGUUUGCAGCAUGUAUCAAAAGUACAGCUUGUGAAACUGGAACCCUGGUAGCAGCUCCUCGGAAUUCAGCACCCUGGAGAGCAGAAACGAACUUUUGAACGUUCUCUCAGAUCAGUAGUUAUAUGAUAAUUACGAGGUUGUAUAGAUAGAUAGAUAGAUAGAUAGAUAGAUAGAUAGAUAGAUAGAUAGAUAGAUUCAAUGAACACACACACACAUCAAUUGACACUACAUUCCCAGUGGGAGGUGUUUUCACUUACCUUCCAGUAUAUAAUUAAUUGAUCUACUGUAAAUGAUUUGCCCUAACCUAUAAAUUAGAUGGCAAAUCUGCUUUCGUACAAUUUGAAUGAAAUAUGGCACACUUGUGUGCAGAACUGAUAUUAGUACUACUAACGCUUUCCCUUAACGAAAUAUGCAGCAUUGAAACGGACCAGUACUCAACCUGUACGGUUCAAGGAAAGUUUGACUCUGCCAGCCUCUUUGAGGAUGGAGAUAUAAUUCUAGGUGGAUUGUUUCCUAUCCACUUCAGAGUAUCUUCUGAUUUUGCUUCGUUUGAGACUGAACCCAAGCCAUCUACAUGCACUGAGUAAGUAAACACAGUAUUUACCGAUUUGCAUACAGAAUAUUUAUUACAGUAACAUUAUUAAACCACAUUUGAUUGUUUAUGCGUGAUUCAAUUGUAGAGUCUGCAAUACUAGAUAUUAAAGAGCAAUUUAAAUAUUGUAAUAGUAUUCUUACACAUGACUACGACUACUACUACUACUACUACUACUACUACUACUACUACUACUACUACUACUACUACUACUAAUACUAAUAAUACUAAUAAUAAUAAUACUAAUAAUAAUAAUGUACUAGUUUCAGCAGACGGGCAUUUCGCUGGGUGCAAGGAAUGAUUUUUGCCAUAAAGGAAAUAAACAAAAGACAAGACUUUCUUCCAAAUGUAACUCUAGGUUACAGAAUUAUGGACAGCUGUGACCAUACUGCUACUUCUCUGAAAAGUGCCCUUAUUCUCGUUAAUGGACACGAUGAAACAACCAGCAAUAAUUACAGCUGUGCUGGAGCGGGGCGCCUCGCCUCCCCAGUCAUCAUUGGAGAUGCUGGAUCAGCUAGAUCUGCAGCUGUCCUGAGAACCAUAGGAGUCUUUAGCGUCCCGUUGGUCAGUUAUUUUUCUUCCUGCAGUUGUCUAAGUGAUAAAAGGGAGUUUCCGACAUUCAUGAGAACUAUUCCAAGUGAUACCUUCCAGAUAAAGGCAAUAGUUAAACUCGUAAAGCAUUUCAAAUGGAACUGGGUUGGGGCAAUUGGUACAAACACCGAUUACGCCCGCUUUGCACUACAGCUUUUCGCUGAAGAAGCCAGCAGACUUAAUGUCUGCCUUGCAUAUACCAAACUCUAUAAUCGUGAAUUUACCGAGGAAAACAUUCUCGAGGUGGUUGACGUCAUAAAAAGAUCUUCUGCCAAAGUGAUUCUGGGUUUUGUGGGUGAAAGCGAACUCAUACCUAUAUUAAACGAACUUAAGCGUCAGAAUAUUACAGACAUACAGUGGAUAACAAGUGAAGCCUGGUCAACAGCAACUGUACUAUGGAGAGAAUACCAGGAAAUGUUAAUUGGGAGUGUUGGGUUUGCAAUCCGCAAGGCAGAAAUCCCUGGUCUUAAAGAAUUUCUGACGAGACUGCGAAUACAAGACGCAUAUAAUUUUCCUUUAACGGCAGAACUGUGGGAAGAGAUUUUUGACUGCACCUUAAAUGGUUCAUUAAAUACUCGCCCGUCAUCGUCAAGAAAUCCCUGCACUGGAUCCGAGAGUCUAGAGAAAGUAAAAGAUACAUAUGUAGAUGUUUCUCAACUAAGAGUCACUUACAAUGUUUACAAAGCAGUGUAUCUUAUUGCCCAUGCACUUCACAGCAUUGGCUCAUGCGUAAACGGCAACAAGAUGUGUGGGGACUUGCAAAACGUAGUUCCAUGGCAGCUUUUGCAUUACAUGAAAGACGUGAGCUUUACUGUGUUGGAAGAGGAAGUGAGCUUUGAUGAAAACGGAGAUCCAAUUGCAUCAUAUGAUCUCGUGAACUGGCAUGCGGGUUCUGAUGGUUCGGUUCAGUUUGUGAAAGUUGGCCAUUAUGACGCAUCUUUGGGCAACGAAAAUGAACUGGUUAUCGACGAUUCGCUCAUUCGUUGGCAUGGACGUCAGCAGAUCCCAAAAUCUGUGUGCAGUGAAAGUUGUUCUCCGGGUUCAAGAAAGGCUCCUAGAAAAGGAGAGCCUAAUUGUUGCUUUGAUUGUAUACCAUGUGCUGAUGGGGAGAUUAGCAAUCAAACAGAUUCUAUAAACUGCAUUACAUGUGCAGUGGAGGAGUGGCCCAAUGAAUCAAAAGACAAAUGCCUCCCAAAAAAUGUAGAGUUCCUGUCCUACCAUGAUGUAAUGGGAAUAACGCUCACUGUGGUUUCAAUAUUUGGAGCCUGUGUUACCGCUGCCAUUGCGGGGGUGUUCCUGGUCUUUAGAAAUACCCCUAUAGUCCGUGCAAACAAUAUGGAACUCAGUUUUCUUUUGUUGCUUUUCCUUGCUUUGUGCUUCCUAUGUGCUCUUGCAUUUAUUGGUGAACCAACAAAUGGGUCUUGCAUGACCCGCCACACAGUGUUUGGAAUCAGUUUUGCUUUAUGUAUCUCUUGCAUUCUUGGAAAAACAGUGGUUGUUCUUAUAGCUUUCAGAGCAACCCUCCCUGGCAGUAAUGUCAUGAAAUGGUUUGGACCCAUCCAGCAAAGAGCAAGUGUUUUCGUCUGCACAGCAGUGCAAAUUGUAAUUUGCAUCAUAUGGCUAACGACCAGCCCUCCAUACACUGUACAAAACACCAGGUACCAAAGUGGCAAGAUAAUCCUGGAAUGUGCAGUUGGGUCUGUCUUUGGGUUCUGGUGUGUGUUGGGUUACAUUGGAUUCUUAGCUUGUAUGUGCUUUGUUAUGGCAUUUUUAGCUAGAAAAUUACCAGACAAUUUCAACGAAGCGAAGUUUAUUACUUUUAGCAUGCUUAUAUUUUUCGCAGUCUGGAUCACAUUUAUCCCGGCUUAUGUAAGCACUCCAGGAAAGUACACAGUAGCCGUUGAAGUCUUUGCUAUUCUAGCAUCUGCGUUUGGGCUGCUUUUGUGUAUAUUUGCACCCAAAUGUUAUAUCAUCUUGUUAAAACCUGAGAAAAAUACUAAGAAACAUUUGAUGGAUAGAGGCAAACAAAAUACUAAGUAGUAGAGGGUGAAAACAAGAGGUCUUGGUACAGUGUUGUGUUGUUUUUAUUUGAUCUGUAUCACUUAUAAUUCAUACACUUUCCUUAAAGAACAAGUAUAUAGAAAUAUAUUACUGUAUUGUUGCUUGUAAUAAAGCCAUUUAUUGAUUUCAACACAGACUGUCUAUGUUUC
This is a messenger RNA of Acipenser ruthenus (sterlet), 5714 nucleotides long. Its product is annotated as extracellular calcium-sensing receptor-like. Gene Ontology annotation, cellular component: membrane. Lineage: Eukaryota; Metazoa; Chordata; Actinopteri; Acipenseriformes; Acipenseridae. The transcript has 7 exons. Gene Ontology annotation, biological process: G protein-coupled receptor signaling pathway. Gene Ontology annotation, molecular function: G protein-coupled receptor activity. The record is from RefSeq and is a predicted model, not a curated record. Bases 3211 to 5544 code for a protein of 777 amino acids.